Messenger RNA from Sphaeroforma arctica JP610, 1339 nucleotides. RefSeq lists its product as hypothetical. The coding region runs from base 75 to 1262 and encodes 395 amino acids. The transcript is spliced from 7 exons. The record is from RefSeq and is a predicted model, not a curated record. Gene Ontology annotation, biological process: transmembrane transport. Gene Ontology annotation, molecular function: myo-inositol:proton symporter activity. Gene Ontology annotation, cellular component: membrane. Lineage: Eukaryota; Ichthyosporea; Ichthyophonida.
AGGUAUGCGAUGCCUACGGUAGAAAGACCGCUCUGGGCGUCACCACGCUACAGCUGAUUUUGGGGCCGUUGCUAAUGGCAACCACCACCACAUACGCACAACUGAUGGUUGGUCGCAUCAUCACUGGCUUGGGUGCAGGGUAUGCUUUUGUGGUGGCUCCUCUGUACGCGGCCGAGAUAGCCCCGUCGCAUAUUCGGGGUACCUUGGUGGCUGUGGCUGAGGUUUGCAUUAACUUCGGUGUCUUCAUGGGUUACACUCUGGCGUGGGCGCUGAAUGGGCUACCGGACUCGUGGGAUUGGCGUUUGAUGAUUGGUGUGGCCGUGAUUGUACCUGUAGCCACUCUUAUGUGCUUGCCUUUCAUACCUGAAACACCCCGAUGGCUGGCGUCUGAAGGCAGACGUGAGGUGGCUAAGGUAACGCUUAAAGGCAUCUAUAAGGAGGAGAACCUGGUGAAGUACCAUAUGAAUCAUAUCGAUCAGAUGUUAGAAGAAGAGGCCAAGCACCCAGAGGGCAGGUGGACGGAUGUGCUGUGUCCCGACGCCACUACCAAACGCGCGCUGACGGCCGGAGUGGGGAUCGCACUGUACCAGCAGAUCAGUGGGUCGGAGGCUGUGGUGUACUACACACCCAGCAUCCUGGUCAAUGCUGGCUUGGGCGAGGAUGAGCAGGACAACACCGUACUGCUCAUGACCAUGGCCGUUGGGUUUGCGAAGUUCUCUGCCGCGUGUGUGGCAGCGUACACUGUGGAAGACCAGGGUCGUCGUCCCACAGCCAUAGUCUCGUGCUUGGGAACAUCCCUGUGCUUGCUGGGUCUAGGCUUAUCCACCUCAGCCGGUCUGUCUGUGCUUGCUGUGUUGCUGCUGUGCUCGUUUAUGAUCCUAUUUGAGCUGGGGUUAGGUCCGUUGCCUACAGUGUUGGGCUCGGAAGUGUAUGAUCAGCGCAUCCGUGCGAGGGCCAUGGCAUUUGGUCUGUUCCUGAAUCGCCUGGUUUCAGGAACGAUUGCCGCGCUAUUCCCACUCAUUACGGAUUUGGUAGGAGCGCCCGCGAGUUUUUACGUAUUCUCUGGCAUCGGCUUUACAGGUGUAAUCUUCUCCUACUUCUAUGUUCCGGAGACAAAGGGUUUGUCGUUGGAAGAAGUUCAGCUCCUGUUCACGGACAAGAAAGGAGCAACCAUGAAAAAUGCGCGCGAAAAUAGUAAUCUCGACAAUGCUCUAUCGAGUGUAGGUGGGGGAGGUGAACGGUUACAACAAGAGGCACUCUAAUCCACAAUUUGUAAUUGUAUCUAGCUGAUUAAAGCGUAUAUAUAUAUAUAUAUAUAUACUCAUUCAUUGGAUGGGAG